Anopheles gambiae (African malaria mosquito) is the source of this 659-nucleotide messenger RNA. RefSeq lists its product as uncharacterized. The transcript is spliced from 2 exons. Bases 79 to 630 code for a protein of 183 amino acids. Gene Ontology annotation, molecular function: structural constituent of ribosome. The record is from RefSeq and is a predicted model, not a curated record. Gene Ontology annotation, cellular component: mitochondrion; mitochondrial small ribosomal subunit. Gene Ontology annotation, biological process: mitochondrial translation. Lineage: Eukaryota; Metazoa; Arthropoda; Insecta; Diptera; Culicidae.
CCUGCUUUCUACACACGUAAAGUCAAAGAAACGUAAACACGCCGUUUGCAUAACAUACGGAACUCUUCCCGUGAAAGGAUGGCCACGAUAAAGUACAUUGGCCGGACAACGGAUUUCCGCGGCAAAACGCUGUGGGAAAUCGUGGGAAAUCUGAAGAACUUCGGUGUUGGACGGAUCGUCGUGAGGAGCAUGUUCGAACGAUACCCGGAACCGAGCUUCAUGAAAAUAGUGAAAGUCGAAGCACUGCCUAACGAGGAACCGGCCCGAAAGGUGCGCGUCACGGUGGAGAAAACGUUCCGAGGCCAAAAAAGCCCCAACUUGGUACAGAUCGAAAGUGUGUCCUACAAGGCGGACUACCGGCUGCUGUCAAAACACGAGGAAGCAUCGUACUGCAAGCUGGUCGACCGGGCGGAAAAGAUAUUCCCGCGCGAGAUCGAUCUACCGCCACUGUUGCAAGAGUUCAUUGCGCGCGAGACGGGUAAACCGGCGCCGAAAGUUCCGAUCAAGCUAAAGGCCGGCCGGGAAAGCAGGUACCGCGUGGCGCAGGAAGGCGAACAGCCAACGGUUGAGGUUGCAAUGAACAUCGGCAAACCGGCCUGCCCAAGCCUGUACGCCGGCUGUGAACUGUAACGUGCAUUGAAAUAUAGUCUCUAAUCAAG